CUGAGUCUUGUCACAGUGCAAGAUUGCAGAUUUGCUCCAGUUGUCUGUGAUUAAUACUGUGAGGCCUAAAGAGACUCACUAGGGAGACGCAUAAUAUAUGCCAUUGUGAUUUCUGUUUGGUGACUCUUAAACCAAAACCUGUUUAGACCUUUCCCGCAUCAUCCAUCUAGCUUCCUAAAUAGACGUAGCUCCAGAGGGCAGAGUGUCAGGCCAGCGGCUAAAGCAUCGUUUGGGUUUUCACUUACAUAACCUAACAUCAUAUCAGAGUGGUGUCAUCAGAGAUGGCUCAGUCACAGUUUGCCGACGGUGCAUAUACAUGGAAGAGGGAAUCUACCGUGAGUCAGAGACAACUUUCUCAUACGAUUAGGAGAAAAAUGCGUUCAGCUUUCAGCAGACACAACGGAAGCGAAACACGGCCUGGUUUCAAAGCGCACCUGCUCGACCCAUAUCGCCUUCUUGGAUGUGGCCACUUGACAGGUGUUGUGUUUGGGUUUUCCUUCACGCUACGGUUUUCACAGACACAGACGGCUGUUUAGCAGAACGACACUCACGUUCUGUUUGUUGAUUUCUGUCAGGGGCCAGACUUCGCUCUGUCUCCUUGAUCUUCAGCGCCAGGCGGACCAGAGGAUUCGGGGUUUGAAGCGCAGCUUAGGUGUUUAAACCGCAGCGCGCUGAGGCGGGAAACCCCGCCCGGCGCUCGGCCGGCGGGCUCCUCUGAUUGGACCAGGCUGCGCCCGGCCUGCCAAUGAGGAGGCGGCGCGCAGCUUCCCGGAAGUGGCGGCGCGAGCAGGGUCGGCCUGGGCCGCCCUGAGUGCUGGAGGUCGGGAUCGGCGGCACUAUGAGUUCCUUUGAGGGACAGAUGGUAGAGUAUCCAACCAUCUCCAUAGACCGCUUCGACAGGGAGAACCUGAGGGCCCGCGCCUACUUCCUGUCCCACUGCCACAAGGAUCACAUGAAAGGGCUAAGAGCCCCAACCUUGAAAAGAAGAUUGGAAUGCAGCUUGAAGGUUUAUCUAUACUGUUCACCUGUUACCAAGGAGUUGUUGUUAACUAAUCCAAAAUACAGAUUUUGGGAGAAACGAAUUAUAUCAAUUGAAACUGAAACUCCUACCCAGAUAUCAUUAGUUGAUGAAGCAUCAGGCGAGAAGGAAGAAAUUGUUGUGACUCUCUUACCAGCUGGUCACUGCCCAGGAUCAGUUAUGUUUUUAUUUCAGGGCAGUAAUGGAACUGUCUUGUACACAGGAGAUUUCAGACUGGCAAAAGGAGAAGCUGCCAGAAUGGAACUUCUGCACUCUGGUGGCAGAGUGAAAGACAUCCAAAGUGUCUAUUUAGAUACUACUUUCUGUGAUCCAAGAUUUUAUCAAAUUCCAAGUCGGGAGGAAUGUUUAAAUGGGAUUUUGGAGCUGGUUCGAAGCUGGAUCACUCGGAGUCCGUACCAUGUUGUCUGGCUAAACUGUAAAGCGGCUUACGGCUAUGAGUAUUUGUUCACCAACCUUAGUGAAGAAUUGGGAGUCCAGGUUCACGUGGAUAGGCUGGACAUGUUUAGAAACAUGCCGGACAUUCUUCAUCAUCUCACAACAGAUCGCAGCACCCAGAUCCAUGCGUGUCGGCAUCCAAAGGCAGAGGAAUAUUUUCAUUGGAACAAAUUACCCUGUGGAAUUACUUCCAGAAAUAGAAUUCCACUUCACACAAUCAGCAUUAAGCCAUCUACCAUGUGGUUUGGAGAAAGAACCAGAAAAACAAAUGUAAUUGUGAGGACUGGAGAGAGUUCAUACAGAGCUUGCUUUUCUUUUCAUUCCUCCUACAGUGAGAUUAAAGAUUUCUUGACCUACAUUUGUCCUGUGAAUGCGUAUCCAAAUGUUAUUCCACUAGGCACAACAAUGGAUAAAGUUAUAGAAAUCUUAAAACCUUUAUGCCGAUCUUUCCAAAGUCUUGAGCCAGAGUAUAAACCACUUGGAAAACUGAAGAGAACUAGAACAAUCCACUAUGACUCAGAAGAGGAAGAUGAUGAGCUCUUUGAUGAUCCUCUGCCAGUACCUUUAAGGCACAAGGUUCCAUACCAGCAAACUCUUCACCCAGAAGCAUUUUCAACAACGACAGUAUCAGAAAACCAGCCUAAAAAGCUGAGACAAAGCAUAGGAAGCUGCAAAGCAGAGAGUAUGCAAAGCUCUCUUUCGGAAAACUUUGUAGAUUGUGAAGAAUCCAAUAGUGCAAGUGAAGAAGAAUUAGAAAUCCCAGCUUCACUGCAAGGAGACCUGGACCCUGUAACACUUCACCAGCAAAAGGCUGAAGUGGAUAUACCACAGUGGGAAGUAUUCUUUAAAAGAAAUGAUGAAAUCACAGAUGAAGGUUUGGAGAACUUCCCUCCCUCCACAGAAACAGGGGGAUCUCAGUCACCAAAGCUUUUCAGUGACUCUGAUGAAGAAUCAACCCAUAUCUCCUCACAGAAUUCGUCUCAGUCAACACACAUAACAGAACAAGGAAGUCAAGGUUGGGACAGCCAAUCGGAUACUGUUUUGUUAUCUUCCCAAGAAAGAAACAAUGGAGAUACUACCUCUUUGAACCAAGGUGGCUGUAGACCAAGAAUCAAAGAGAAUAUACCUGUCUCUCAGAUGGAACAAAAUGUACUUUGCCCAAAGGAUACUUACUCUGAUUUGAAAAGCAGGGAUGCAGGUUUAACUGUAGUUCCCAGUAUUGGGGAACCAACCACUCUAAGUGAUGGGAAACAUUUACCUGAGGAAAAAAGGUUGCUACAUCUUAGCACAAACACAGAUUCGCAGAGCUCCUCUGAUUUUGAAAUUCCCUCAACUCCAGAAGCUGAGUUACCCAAACGAGAGCAUCUGCAACAUUUAUAUGAGAAGCUGGCAGCAGGUGAGAGAAUAGUAGUUGAAAAAGAAAAUGCUCACUCUUGGAUACUGAAGAAUUAAAAACACUUGGUCCUAGAACAAUCACUAAAAAACUUAAAUUCAUCAAUGUGACUAUUAAAUAGAAAACCUAAAAAUGUUCAAAUAACCCAAAAGAAGGUAUUAAAGGGGACCUAGGAACAAAAAUCAGAAAGCAAACAAAUUGGUAGAACUAAAUCCAAAAAAGCCAAGAAUUAGAUUAAGCAUAAAUGCCCUGGACAUACCGAUGCAAAGACAGAUUCAGGCUAAAAAUAAACCAGUUAUAUAUGCUUCCUGUAAGAAAUUAAAUUUAAAUGAUAUAUGCAGGUUAAAAGGAUACGGGCCUGCACUGUGGCAUAGUGGGUAAAGCUGCCACCUUCAGUGCCGGCAUUUCAUGUGGAUGUUGGUUCGAAUACCGGCUGCUCCACUUCCUAUCCAGCUCUCUGCUAUGGCCUGGGAAAACCGUAGAAGAUGGCCCAAGUCACUGAGCCCCUGCACCCGCGUGGGAGACCUGGAAGUGGCUCCUGGCCCCUGGCUCCAGAUCAGCACAGCUCUGGCCACUGCAACCAUUUGGGGAGUAAAUCAGCAGGUGGAAGACCUCUCUCUCUCUCUGCCUCUCCUUCUCUGUGUAACUUUGACUUUCAAAUAAAUAAAUCUUAAAAAAAAAGUAAAAGGAUGAAAAAUGAUAUACCAUGUAAAACUCUAAAGGAAAGCUGGUAUGGCUAUGUUAGUAUCAAGCAAUGUCCUAGUGAUAAAAGUCCCAGUUCACCACAACAUAAUACUAAAUGUAUACCUAACAAAUUCAAAGUAAAUGAAACAAAACCUGCUGAAAAGACACAAAAUAAUGCACAAUUAUAAUUAAGGACUCUUAACAUCCCUCUCAGUAAUAUGGAGGUACUUCAAAAAGUUCAUGGAAAAUGGAAUUAAAUAUUUUGGUAAGAAAAUUUUAAAUCCAUAUCUAGUUUUUUCAUAAUAUAUAUAUAUAUAAUUUUUUAAAUUUUUGACAGAGUGGACAGUGAGAGAAAGAGAAAGGUCUGCCUUUUGCAGUUGGUUCACCCUCCAAUGGCCGCCCCGGCCGGCGCAUCGCGCUGAUCCAAAACCAGGAGCCAGGUGCUUCCUCCUGGUCUCCCACGCGGGUACAGGGCCCAAGCACUUGGGCCAUCCUCCACUGCACUCCCUGGCCAUAGCAGAGGGCUGGCCUGGAAGAGGGGCAACCAGGACUAGAACCCAGUGUGCCGGCGCCGCAAGGCAGAGGAUUAGCCUAUUGAGCCGCGGCACCAGCUUCAUAAUAUAUAUUUUCCAUUAACUUUUUAAGUCAGAGCUACAGAGUACGAUCUGCUGCUUCAUUCCCCAAAUGGCUACAACAGCCAAGGCUAGGCCAGGCCAAAGCCAGGAGUUUCCAGGUCUCCCAUGUGGGUGCAGGGGCCCAAUGAUUUGGGCCUUCUGCUGCUUUCCCAGGCCAUUGGCAAGGAGCUGGAUUAGAAGCAAAGCAGCUGAUUCUCCUUGACUGCAGACGGCAGCUUAACACUGCACCAGCCCCUCUAUGAAUUUUUUGAAAAUCCUAAAUCUACAGAAAAUCAAGAAUAAUAAGGAACUGAAUGCUACUUGUAAGCCAACUGGACUGACAUUUAUAGGACACCCACUCCAAACAGCAGCAUAAUAUGUUCUUCAAUUCUACAAGGACAUUAACCAAGAUAUGCUGUAUCUUGGGUCACAGAACACUGCAUACAGGCUAAAAGAAUAACCUUUGAUCUAUUUAAACAUCAAAUUUAUCUCAAAAGAUGGUGUAUCAUGCAAGAACCUUGUGAUUAAGUGGUAAAACUACACCGAGAAUAGUUAAGAUGUAAAAGAAAUCCUUAAGAAUUAAAUGACAAAGUAUAUUUGUGUUCUGUGUCAUUUAACUUCCUUAAAAGCCAUUAAUAAAUUAUGCUUAUGUUUUGGUAUGAGGAAUUAAUUUGGUGUGCUGACAUUUCAUAGGUUAAGGAAACAAAAGUGGAUACAUCACUUAAAUCUAGGUGGAGUCUCAAACAUAACUUGCAGAUUAAACUAUGUGCAUCAUCAAUAUGCUGCAUGGUAAUGUUUGUUCCACCAGACAAAUUAGGGUAGCAAGACUCAAGAAUCAAUGUAUAUAUUCUGAUACUUAAGACUUAGUUUUAGUAUUAUACCUUAUGAUCCAAGGUGGAUACUCAAAAAAUACCUAUAAACGUUCUGCCUAUGUGUCUAGGAUUUAAUAAUCAUACCAUUUUCAUGGUCACGUGAAUCUGACAUGAAUGUUGGUUAAAUGAUUCUAAAGGCUAAGACAAUAGAACAGACUGAUCAACAAACUUGUAGAGAUUUUAAAGCAGAGGUAGAAAUACAACUAAUACUUACAAGAGGGUACUUCAAAAAGUUCAUGGAAAAAAUGUUUUAGGGUGAAGAAAUUUUUAAGUCCAAGUCCAUGCUUAUGUAAAAUCUUCAAUAGGUUCAUUAAACUACAUAUGAAAAGUUAUGCAUGAAGCCAGGAGCUUCAUCUGGGUCUCCCAUGUGGGUGGCAGGGACACAAGUACUUGGGUCAACUUCUGUUGCUUUUCCAGAUGCAUUAGCAGGGAGGUGGAUUGGAAAUGGAACAGUCAGGACUCCAAUUGGUACUCACAUGGGAUGCAGGCCGCAGCUUAACCCGCUGUGCCACAAUGCCAAGACCCAACAAGAACUGCUUCUGAUGUGGGUAGGCAGGGAGCUAAUGAGCAAACAGGAGCUCUCUGCCUGCCAGAAGCCUCUGUGCUGCAACCCUACACCACACAAACCCCACCCCCUUCCAGGCUGAUUUAACAUGGAUACAGGUAGACACACUCAUUUACCAUCAAGUACCUACCCUCCCUUCCCAUCAUGUAGAAGACACCAUGAUGACCACAUAUAUACUACAGCCCCAAGUAGAGAUGCCAUGAUGCCUGAGAUUCCUAUAAAAGGGAAACAGAGGCAAGUGGUAUAAAAGCCCUGCCCAAACUAUCUCAAUGGAAUAUUCAACUAGGAUACUACCCCUAUCCUACACAGGGACCAGCCCAACUUUGGUGGGAAACCCCCUUCCGUUCUCAUGGAAAGUUGCUCAUACUCACAUCUUAGUGUGUACUAUCCCUUUAAAAAAAAAUCUUUUUCUCAUGUAUAUAAAAACUGCAGAUUUAAAAAUUUUUCCAAAAUUCCAUUUUUUCAUUAACUUUUUGAAGUACCAUCAUGUAUAGUACUUACUAAAAUAAUGCGUUACAUUUUUCAGGCACUGUAUAUUAACUCCUUUAAUCCUCCCACCCUUUGAGGUAGAUUAGGAGCUAAGGCACAGAAGUGACUUCACACAGCUAGUAAGGGGCAAAGUCAGGAUUCAGACAUAAUUUGAUUUUGCAGUCCACAGUCAUACUAUGUGCUAUGAUGGCUUUCAAAAAGGGCAUUAAAAAGGGACAGGGUUAAUUGUGAUGGCUGCUUGAUCUUCAAGUAUAAGUUGCAACAGGAGCAGGUGUUUGAUCUACUAGUUAAGCUGCCAGUUGGGAUGCCCACUUCUGAUACCUGGGUGCUUGAGUCUUGGCUCUGCUCCUGAUUCCAGCUUCCUGCUAGCAGGCACCUUGAAAGGCAGCAGUUGAUGGCUCAUGUUAUUGGGUCCCAGCACUUGCAGGAGAGUAGGAUUAGAUUCCUGGCUUCCAGCUUUGACCUGGCCCAGUGCCAGCUGUUGUGGAUAUUUGGGGGGGUGGGGAAGAAGAUGGGAAGUGUGUCUUCCUGACUCUGAAAAUUUAAAUUUCAAAAUGCCAAGAUAAAUCAGAAGAAAUCCAAUGGGUAGCCACAUUUCCCUCAAAGAAGCCUUCUAGGACUUCAAUAUUUGUGUAAGUAGUAGAAAUUGAUUUUUUUUAAGUUUGCCUUACAUUAAAGAUAAAAACAGGUAUAAUUUACAGGUGAUCUUGGGCAUAUUAGUAUUACUUAACCAGUUUAAGCCUGUUACCUUAGUUAUAUAGGAAUGACAGCACCAACCUUAUAGAUUUCUGAGUACAUAUUGUAUAAAAUGUUUAAGACUUGCUCAAUGAAAAUUAGCUCUGAAUUCUAAAAUUCCUUUGCAUUUCCAGGCAGUAUCUAACACAGUACAUUUAAGACCUGAAGACUAAUAAAGCACAGAAAAUUUCAGAAGUAUUCAUCUACUCUGUGCUAACUGAAUGUAUAAUUGUACUUUUACUAUUCAAAAGCACAAACCGUAACAAAAAGUUUUCUCCAAAGGAAAGCAACAUUUAAAGGAACUGUAUGUAAUCCUUUGGUUAAUCUCAUCAGGAAGUAAUCAGAAACACAUCAUUUUCUGUCCUUUUUGUAGCCUUACUGGAAACAACUAUAUUCAGAAACAAAGAAAGCUAAGCCAUGAUAAAUACAACAACAAAUACUGAACUAACAGAAAAAUAAAUACAAUCCAGAUUUUGCAUAAAUGGGGGAAACCCUGAGAUUACACUGAAAAUGAUGGUAUUAAUACAACUUCCAUGAUGGAUUUACUUUUUUUUUUUUUUUUUUUUGGACAGGCAGAGUGGACAGUGAGAGAGACAGAGAGAAAGGUCUUCCUUUGCCGUUGGUUCACUCUCCAGUGGCCGGCGCGCUGCAGCUGGUGCACCGCGCUGAUCCAAUGGCAGGAGCCAGGUGCUUAUCCUGGUCUCCCAUGCGGUGCAGGGCCCAACCACUUAGGCCAUCCUCCACUGCACUCCCGGGCCACAGCAGAGAGCUGGCCUGGAAGAGGGGCAACCGGGACAGAAUCCGGCGCCCCGACCGGGACUAGAACCCGGUGUGCCGGCGCCGCAAGGUGGAGGAUUAGCCUAGAGAGCCGCGGAGCUGGCCGGAUUUACAUUUUAAACCUGGUAAAACCCUUGAUAACUGCUUUAUAUUUAAAGAACAAAUUCUGAAAUGUUAAAUAAUCUGAAGAAGCUAAACACUGACUUAUAAUAAUACAGCCCCUAAACAGUUCAUUCAGUUUCUAUUUUACUGCUUCAGUUCAGUGUUUUUAGUAACAUAAAGGUAAUACAAGAACUUAAGACAUCAAGGCCCACUAAAUUUCUGAUAAGGACAAAGCAAAACUGCAAAUUUAGCAAAUAGAGUCUUUUCUUCUUUGCCCUCCAGUUUUACAUUUUUUAAUCUACUUAAGUUUUCCAAAACCAAACAAGACAGUAAAACAAAUUAUAUCGACAAAUUACAUCUUUACACUUGUGAAAAUGAUAACAAAGUAAGCCUGGCCACUGGGGGCACUAUAAGCUUGCAACCCUUUCUCAUUACUUGACACUAGGUGACUAAUUUUUCAUAAAGUGAACACAAGAAAUGCCAUUAAAGAUGUAUUUGUCCUUGCCAUAUUCUGAAAAUUGUGGAUAUUAGGUACACUCUUAGACCCCAAACAUGUCUACAGUAUGAAAGAACUCUUAUGUGAUGACUAUAUAAUCAAUAAUAAAGUAUAGCUUCUCCUUUAACUACACUGAGUUUUCAAGAAGGUAUUUGAAGUGCUGCAUUCUUGAAGUUCAAUUUUACUAAAACCCAUGCUUACUUUAGGUCAUGAAAGCCUAAAGCAAUUAGCUUUAGGGUGAAGUUAAUCAGGAAUACUGAAAGCUAGAUAUAUUUGCUACAAUUAUCUUCAUGUUGGACAUCAUCUUUAGAAAUCCCAGAAUCAGAAAGAGAUGAAAGCAGUUUUUCCUUACUGAGGUUUCACUAUGCCAGGAAAAAAAAAAAAAAAUCAAA
Molecule: messenger RNA, 8593 nt
Organism: Oryctolagus cuniculus (rabbit)
Lineage: Eukaryota; Metazoa; Chordata; Mammalia; Lagomorpha; Leporidae
Gene: DCLRE1C
Product: DNA cross-link repair 1C
Biological process (GO): telomere maintenance; double-strand break repair via nonhomologous end joining; interstrand cross-link repair
Molecular function (GO): damaged DNA binding; 5'-3' DNA exonuclease activity
Source: RefSeq, a predicted model, not a curated record